Molecule: messenger RNA, 1464 nt
Organism: Lasiosphaeria miniovina
Lineage: Eukaryota; Fungi; Ascomycota; Sordariomycetes; Sordariales; Lasiosphaeriaceae
Exons: 2
Coding region: 1-1464 (487 amino acids)
Source: RefSeq, a predicted model, not a curated record
AUGCCUCCACUAUCACCUAUAAGACAGCACGAAAGCUCGAGUCAGACCUCCUCCAGCCGUGACUCCCGCAGCCGGAGGAGUAAUGACUCGUACGGGUCCCAAUCCACUGCCCCCACCUCGCUCUAUACCUCCCCUCGCCCCUCCGAUCUCAAGACAUCACGCUCGUCCAAUGGCAGCCAUGGCUACUCCGAGGCCCCGGCGGUCCACCAAGCCAAUGCUCCCCGUGAAGACGCCAGCCCCGAGACCUCACUCUACCCGCGCUCCUCGGUCGACUCGUAUGCCUCGACGACAGCCUCCUCAGAGGGCGUGGACGCUAUGGAUGUGGAUGAGACCCCGAUGGAUUACGAGUACAACAGCAUCCCGCCUCUUCCAGUCUACCGUCGCGAAAUGGUCGAGCCUAACGUGCGGGCAUCGACUCCACAGGACUUUGCCAAACUCUUCCCCUCGCUUAACCGCCUGACGAUUCGGCACGACGAGUUCACGCCCGAUGGCAACAUGAACCUGCGGAUCGACACGGUGGUGACGGGCCGGAGAAGGACGGCGAUCCAGCUCUUCCACUUGCGCAUGUACGACCUGGCCAAGCGCGAGUUCUCUCUGCGGCGGUAUUGCCGCGACUCGGGUCGCGAAGUCUGCAACUCCAAGCGCAAGUACAUUGAGCCCGCCGCGGCAAAGCCACUGGACGAUGAACGGCCGACGCUGAAGCGGUCCAUGUCGACGGCGAUCAAGACGCUCAGUAGUGCGCGGCCGGCAUUGCGCCGAGCAAAGUCCAGCUUUAGCCCGGCCAUUAAUCGACCCGGCACCGGGUACUCAACUAGCGACGGCGACGAUGAGGUGUUUGGCGACAGGAGUAACCUGUCGAGUGUAUCGCUGGAUAGCCGCGGGGCCAAGCCCAAGGUCCAACGGCCGCUGCCGACCAACACGAUCAAACUCGAAUUCAGCAACUACGCUCGCGUGGACGUACAUCGCCGCGGCAGCAAGAACAACAAGCGCUACGAGUUUGCGUGGUGGGGCCACCGAUACAGCUGGAAGCGCUCGUUUGACAAGCAGCUGGGCUUGGUAUCGUUUCACCUUGUGCGAGACGGAAAUGCGGGCGCACCAGUCGCGCACAUUGUCCCCGAGACGAGAUCCCCAAGCCAGGUCCUUGCAGAUGAGAACGCUGGCGGAUGGGUCCCGCCCCAUUUCAUGUGGAUCGCAGAUGAAGCGAUCGUAGGCGCCGUUACGGACGUUGCCGAUGUAAUUAUGGCGACAGGCCUCAUGGCCCUCGUUGACGACUGCAUCAAGGAGAGGUGGCAGACCAAGAAGAAGGUGCACCGAAUUCCGGUGCCCCUGACUUCGAAGACGGUCAACCUCGGGCAUGUUGGCCCACGAUCCUUCAUGCAGCACGUGUUUGGACGGCGGCACUCGAAUGACUAUUCGGCCCCGCCAAGUCCGCUCCGGUUCGCGAAUCCCGUAGCUGCCUGCUAG